AUAACAGAACAGUACCAGCUCCAUGAAGCUACAGCCUAUCUGUUGGAGAAGAAAGGUGAUUCUCAUGGAGCCUUCCAGGUCCUGCUUAAGGUAUAACACCUUCAAAACAUUAUUUUAAGCUAUACGUCAUUUAGUUUCUAAGGUUAUAACAAGAAAAAAUGUAUUUAUUAGUCAUGUUCUUUGAAAUCAAGGGAUAUAUCACAUUAAUUGAUAUUGCAGGAACCCUUACAGACUGGCUUUAAGCAAUUCUGUUUGUACCUCUCUCUCUCUCUCUCUCUCUCUCUCUCUCUCUCUCUCUCUCUCUCUCUCUCUCUCUCUCUCUCUCUCUCUCUCUCUCUCUCUCUCAGACGCUGAAGGACAAACUCAGCGCUCUCACCUCAGAGAAAGAGGGAGCAGAGAAAAGGAGGGAAGAGGACGGUGAGGAAGAGAGUCCUCUGCAGAGAGUGGAGGAGUCCUUGGGUGAUAUCAUCGCUCUCUGUCACAGGAGCUCCCAGAGUCUCAACCAAGAACAGAGAGGGGUGUGUGUGCCUGUGUGUGUGUGUGUGUGUGUGUCUGUCUGUGUCGGUCUGUUUGUGUGUGGGUAUAAUAAGCUCUCCUCUCUAUCAGGUGCUGUGGUUUCCUCUGCUAGAAGCUAUGAUGUCACCACAGAAGCUGCUCAAGGGACCGGACGCACGCCAUACAUCAGAG
Coregonus sp. 'balchen' is the source of this 687-nucleotide messenger RNA. Lineage: Eukaryota; Metazoa; Chordata; Actinopteri; Salmoniformes; Salmonidae. The record is from the annotation of a GenBank genome assembly.